Messenger RNA from Panicum virgatum (switchgrass), 1214 nucleotides. RefSeq lists its product as uncharacterized. NCBI's taxonomy places the organism in Eukaryota, Viridiplantae, Streptophyta, Magnoliopsida, Poales, Poaceae. The record is from RefSeq and is a predicted model, not a curated record. The coding region runs from base 52 to 924 and encodes 290 amino acids. The transcript has 4 exons.
CACGCAUCGCUCUAGCUGACCAGGGACACCCUCGCCACAGUGGUGCAGGAGAUGGAGGAGAGCUGCACCUCGCCACCGCCGUCGCGGGAUCUGGCAGGAGGAAGGACGCACGCGCGCCGGCGUGCCGCUGCCCCGCGCGCGUGCCGCGGCUGCCUGCCUGUCCCGCUCCUGCGGCUGCCUGCACCGCGCCCGUCCGCUGCUGCCGCCAAGCUCAAGACCCUCAAGCCACUCCAAGAUGCCGUCGAGGCACCCUGCCCCCUCGCGGCCGAUUGCGGCAGCUGCAUGACCAAGUCCCUUGCGUAUGCCGCGCAGAUCCGACACAAGCACCACCAGGGUCGAGACACUCCACGGCCGGCAUGCACGCCCACAUCCCUGCCUCCGACCGGUUCGUCGAUGGCACCGGCGCCCUGGCCAACGGCGCCACGAUCCGCUGCUCGCCGUCCGGCCGACGUCCUCUGCUGCCGUCGUGCAGCGCUCGCCGGCCAGAGACACUACGCAAGUCGGGUGAGAAACCAUCGUCUGGACGUCGGCAUGCCCGUGCCCUCCAACGUUGUCAUCAUGCCACCACUCAGGGUUAUUGGCAUCUCUUGUACUAUGGACAUGCCGAGACAACCACGCGUGACACUUACCGAUAUCACCAACACCUCAACCUCAGAUCAAGCCGGUGCCGUGGAUGCUGCUGCGCCGAGGAGGCAAGAAAGGAAUAAGCAACAACGCAAACGGCGAUCUGAGAUGUCUGAUGAACAAAGAGAAGAGAUUAAUAGGAAACAACAUGAGUAUCGUGCGCGAAAAAAGGCAGAGUCAAACCGCACUUACCCUACAGGCGUCCUCACUCCAACCAUGACAUCCUCCACAUUGGCAGUUCAGAAUCAAAGCCAUUCUGCCAAUCCACUGUUUGAGUGCAUGAAUAAAGUAACUACAUGAUCGAUAUUUCUAUUGGAGAGCAUGAGCUUAUAACAAAACUUUCAAUUAAUCUGUUUAGUGCAUAACAUCUCGAAGUUUUCAGGCACAAUUUUUUUAAAGGUUUCACAUGUUUUUAGUAGUGAAGCAGCUAGGAAGCUUUGGCAUAUGCUCCAUCGUUUGGAUUUGUUUUUGGAUUUGUUUUGUAAGUGUGAUGAGACAAAUCUGUGGAAAGAAGAAAUGAUCUUGCUCCACUAUAAUUAUGUCUUAUAUCUCAAACAUAAUUCUGAUGUAUGUCAACUGAAUUUACGUGA